AUGGGUAAAGCCGGUCGCAUCGCCUGUAUCUUCACGCCUUAUGUCCUCACUCUCGCCUCCUUGAUCUGUAUCAUUAUUGUGGGCUUGGGCUGCACCAAAUCGAGCGACAGCAACCUGUCCGAUCUCUACUUCCUGCGGAUCAAUCUGCAAAAUAUCAGCAGUAAUGGUACCAAAACGGUUUCCGAAAUCCAGAGCUUCCUGAGCGAGCACGACAUCUCCACCGUCACUGCCGAUGAGGUCUCCAAAACCUUGAAAACCAUUCAGGAUGACUCCACUCUCGCCGACUUCUACUCAAUCGGUCUCUGGGGCUACUGCGAGGGCAGCAUCAAGAACGGUGACUACAAGACCACCAAGUGCUCCAAGCCCAAGUCCGAGUACUACUUCGAUCCUCUCGACGUCUGGGGCCUGAGCGACAACGACACUAUCAAGGAUGAGCUGCCUUCCGACUACAACAAGAUCAUGAAGAUCUACAAGGCCGUCUCCAAGUGGAUGUUCAUCGCCUACCUGAUCGCCUUCAUCUUGGGUAUCGCUGAGCUGCUCGUCGGCAUGUUCGCCAUCUGCAGCCGCUGGGGCAGCUGCGUCACUACUCUCGUCGCCAUUGUUUUUUUCAUCUUCACCGCCGCCGCCUCUAUUACCGCGACCGUUCUCUUCUCCGUCGUUGACGGCAGCGCCGGCACUCUCCUCAAGGCCUACGGAAUCUCCGUGAGCGUCGGCAAGAACAUGCUUGCCGCGACCUGGUUGGCUGUCGCCUUCGCCCUCGUCGGUGCCAUCUUCUGGACUUUCAGCGUCUGCUGCUGCUCCGGCCGCUCCCCUUACAACCACAAGGACCGCCGCAACCGUGGCGUCACUGCUGAAAAGGCCCCUUACACCUACGAGCCCGUCGGUGCUGGUGCCCAACCUUACGGUGCCCACCACACCUCUUACCCGGCUCCCGUUGCCCACGGUGGUGAAUACCCAAUGACCCACACCAACAACCAGCAGACUAGCGCCUACGAGCCCUUCCGUCACGUCUAA
Molecule: messenger RNA, 1014 nt
Organism: Penicillium waksmanii
Lineage: Eukaryota; Fungi; Ascomycota; Eurotiomycetes; Eurotiales; Aspergillaceae
Product: SUR7/PalI family protein
Exons: 2
Coding region: 1-1014 (337 amino acids)
Biological process (GO): fungal-type cell wall organization
Cellular component (GO): plasma membrane; cell cortex of cell tip
Source: RefSeq, a predicted model, not a curated record